AUGGUACGGAUUUUAUGUCUCCACGGCACGGGCUCUAGUGGCGCGAUCUUUGAGUCGCAGACUGCUGCGCUGCGAGCGAUGCUUCCGAGCCACUGGGAAUGGUUCUUUAUCAAUGCCGAGCUCGAAUGCGGCGCUCAUCCUGAGCUUGCGGACUUCUACCCCGGCCCAUACUAUACGCCAGUCGCCGUACCCACUGUCAAGAGCAUUGCACACUUUCACAGUUGGUGCUUGGAUCUUGUCGCAGAAGAGGGACCUUUUGAUGGUUGCAUGGGUUUCAGCGCUGGUGCAUGCCAGCUUCUCGGCUUGAUGCUCAAGCUGCAGAAGGAUCAACCCUGCCAGCAGCCUCUGUUCCGGUUCUUGAUCCUAAUAGCUGGUAACAUUCCGUUCUCUGGGGACGAACAAGAAGGCAUCGAUGUCACAGACUGGAUCUCAUUUCAUCGUGAGCCAUUUCCCCUGCUGGAAGAAUGUCGCACCGGAGAGUACGCUCGAGAUCGGUAUCUCACCCGAUUCCUGCAUCCAGAGGUCUGCAAAUUGAGGCUGGAUCUGCCCACCGUCCAUGUCCACGGCCAAGCAGACCAUCUCUAUGAGGGGGCGAAAGGCAUGGCUGAGUUAUGUGCGCCAGCUCAGCGUGAGAUCUGCACACACGCGGGAGGGCACGAAAUCCCUAGAACCAACAACGACAUGCUGCGACUCAAGCGCAUGAUUGAGAAAGCGGUGAUGAGAUCGCAAAGCUGA
Molecule: messenger RNA, 735 nt
Organism: Zymoseptoria tritici IPO323
Lineage: Eukaryota; Fungi; Ascomycota; Dothideomycetes; Mycosphaerellales; Mycosphaerellaceae
Exons: 4
Coding region: 1-735 (244 amino acids)
Cellular component (GO): nucleus; cytoplasm
Source: RefSeq, a predicted model, not a curated record